AUGACCUCUUUGCUGGAACGACUCAGCGCACCGUCUGCGACAGGACCUGUCCGCUCAAAAUCGAGUUCUGGCCGAGCUUCAGGCCCAUAUAAUAGAAAUGACAGACCACCAAAGGGCGAUAUCGAUUCACAAUGGUCCCAUGAUCUCUUCGAAUCCCAUAACUCAUUAUCAGCCCGCCUCGGCAACGAACCUGUGGCUCCCAAAGCCGGCUUGAACAACCUGGCGCAGAAAGCCCUCCGCGAGGCCACGGGAGCCGGCCAACUAUCUAUCAAGGGCGCCUCUUCAAAAGGCAAUGUCGUUGACGUUCGCGGACUUGCAGCAGGGACGACGGCAGAGGAUGUGGCGGCCAUCUUCAAGCAGUGCGGCGCCAUUACAGACAGGAAGUUGAUGGAGGGAGGAGACAACCCAAGGGUUCGACUGCAUUUCAAGACGGCUGCUGCGGCGUCGUCUGCUGUUGCCAAGUUCCACAAUCAACCCGCAGAUGGCAAAAUCCUGCAAGUAACCAUGGUUGGGACGUCGACGGCAGGGCAGAGUUUGGCGAGUCGGUUCGGGGAAGAUGGGUUGGGCUUGGUGAGGGAAGAGGGUAGUGUGGAUGUCUUGAUGGACACGGGGGAGACAAAUUCUGGAUCAAAAUUGAGGUCCGACGCGUUACUGCAGACUGACCCCCGUGCUCAGGUCUUGGUUGCACCACCAGGCGCAAACCCUGCAGACUAUGUUCAGGGCUCGAGGGGAAGGCGGGGUGGUGGUGGUCGAGGGGGACGAGGUCGCCGUGGUCGUGGCGGCAAGCGAGGUGGUGGUGGUGGGGACAGCGGGGGAAGGAUGGACACGGACUAG
Coprinopsis cinerea okayama7#130 is the source of this 834-nucleotide messenger RNA. RefSeq lists its product as hypothetical. The record is from RefSeq and is a predicted model, not a curated record. Bases 1 to 834 code for a protein of 277 amino acids. Gene Ontology annotation, molecular function: RNA binding. Lineage: Eukaryota; Fungi; Basidiomycota; Agaricomycetes; Agaricales; Psathyrellaceae. The transcript is spliced from 3 exons.